CUUUUCAUUCUCUUUCGCGUUUUCUUUAGGUGGUGGGGGAAGUGAGAUUUUGGUCUGAUUUACUCGACGAAUCGUCUUCGAUUUCGUUUUUAAGAUUAUUGAAUGGUUUUGACUCUUUAGUUCUCCUUCCUGUGAUUGCAAUGAUGUCCUCCUAAUUUCGUGAUUCAGCUAGAUUUUAGCUGCCUGACGUCCUCUUUAAAGAAUGAGUUGGGUUUUAUUUGGAAAGAUUUUCAAUUUCGCUUUCCAAUUUUGCAAAUUUGGAGAUGGAUUUGAUCCGUUGUAGGUCAAUCCCACUGUUCUGUGUGCUGUAAUUGUAAAUGAGACCAUGCAAAGGAGUCUCUUUUUGUUUCUUAAAGAUAUACAGGGCGUCAAGGAGCAGCUGAGUAUAUGCUACGAGUGCUACAUUGCGGAGGCUGUUCUUUCAGAUGAUCGGCAGUAACUAUAUUAUGCUUGAACGGUGCCAUAAUGGGCAUCUGUCUGAUGAAGCGCUGCUGCUCAUGGCUUCUAUUGAUCUCACUGCUUUGUGCCCUAACGAAUGAAAAUGAAGCAAUUAGUCCUGAUGGUGAGGCGCUUUUGAGUUUUAGAAAUGGAGUUGCGGAUUCUGAUGGUGUUAUUGGCCAGUGGAGACCAGAGGAUCCUGAUCCAUGUAACUGGAAGGGAGUGACCUGUGACGCAAUAACAAAAAGAGUUAUAGCCUUGAGUCUUACUCAUCAUAAAUUAAGGGGAACUUUACCCCCUGAGCUUGGAAAGCUGGACCAGUUAAGGCUUUUAAUUCUUCACAACAAUUUUAUAUAUGACCCAAUACCUGCCGCAUUGGGCAAUUGCACAGCACUAGAGGGAAUAUACUUGCAGAAUAAUUACAUCGGUGGAACAAUCCCAAGUGAAAUAGGAAACCUGUCCGCGCUGAAAAACCUGGACAUCUCAAGCAACUUUAUCAAGGGAGCUAUCCCUGCGUCACUUGGGCAGUUGAAAAAGCUUACUAAAUUCAAUGUCUCAAACAAUUUACUGGUGGGACAAAUACCUUCCGAUGGCCUACUCGCUCGAUUAUCGAGGGACUCCUUCAACGGAAAUCUUAAAUUGUGUGGAAAACAAAUCGAUGUUGUAUGCAAUGACACUGGAAAUUCUACAGUUUCUGGGUCUCCAACAGGCCAAGGAGGCAAUAACCCUAAAAGGCUUCUUAUAAGUGCUUCAGCAACUGUGGGUGGGCUGCUACUAGUGGCGCUCAUGUGUUUCUGGGGAUGCUUUCUCUAUAAAAAGCUUGGUAGAGUUGAGAGUAAAAGCCUUGCGAUAGAUGUAGGUGGAGGUGCGUCUAUAGUGAUGUUCCAUGGAGAUUUGCCCUACGCUUCCAAAGACAUUAUCAAGAGACUGGAAACUCUUAAUGAAGAGCACAUAAUAGGCUGUGGAGGCUUUGGAACAGUGUACAAGCUGUCGAUGGAUGAUGGCAAUGUUUUUGCGCUGAAAAGAAUUGUAAAGUUAAAUGAAGGUUUUGAUCGGUUUUUUGAAAGAGAGCUUGAGAUUCUUGGGAGCAUCAAACACCGUUACCUUGUUAAUCUACGAGGAUACUGCAAUUCACCCACAUCAAAGCUUCUGCUAUAUGAUUACCUUCCUGGUGGAAGCCUUGAUGAAGCUCUACAUAAGAGAGGCGAACAACUGGAUUGGGAUUCGCGAGUAAAUAUCAUAAUAGGAGCAGCAAAAGGGUUAUCAUACUUGCAUCAUGAUUGUUCUCCGAGGAUUAUACACCGUGAUAUAAAAUCGAGCAACAUUUUACUCGAUGGAAAUCUAGAGGCUCGUGUUUCAGACUUUGGGCUUGCCAAGUUGCUAGAGGACGAAGAAUCUCAUAUUACAACCAUUGUUGCAGGCACAUUCGGUUACUUGGCUCCAGAAUAUAUGCAAAGCGGUAGAGCGACUGAGAAAACAGAUGUUUACAGUUUCGGGGUUUUGGUUCUUGAAGUCUUGAGUGGUAAACUUCCCACGGAUGCCUCCUUCAUCGAGAAAGGCUUUAACAUUGUUGGUUGGCUAAACUUCUUAAUCAGCGAAAACCGGGCAAAGGAGAUUGUUGAUCUAAGCUGUGAAGGAGUGGAGAGAGAGAGUCUUGAUGCUCUUCUGUCAAUAGCAACGCAGUGUGUGUCUUCAAGUCCAGAUGAGCGGCCAACAAUGCACAGAGUCGUCCAGUUACUUGAAUCCGAAGUCAUGACUCCUUGCCCCAGUGACUUCUACGAUUCCAGCUCUGAUUGAUCUUACAUUCACUGUCUGUGUGCCAUCUUUUUCCGAUUUCAGUUCUACACGACAAAGCUCGAGCCAUUCAUCUUCGGUAUCUCUUUUUUCUUUUUGUAUUUUUUGGUUUGAAUUGUUAGAAUGUUUUCGAGAUUGGUGAAACCCCAUAUGAUCUGAACAUGAAAUUAAAAUGUAUAUGAGCAUCCACUGUAGAAACACAACUGGUCUAUGAAUCUCAAUAAUUUCUCUAUUAUAAGUCAGUAUCCAUGUUGUA
This is a messenger RNA of Capsella rubella, 2488 nucleotides long. RefSeq names its product LRR receptor-like serine/threonine-protein kinase FEI 2. The transcript has 14 exons. The record is from RefSeq and is a predicted model, not a curated record. Lineage: Eukaryota; Viridiplantae; Streptophyta; Magnoliopsida; Brassicales; Brassicaceae. Gene Ontology annotation, molecular function: protein kinase activity; ATP binding; protein binding. The coding region runs from base 466 to 2235 and encodes 589 amino acids. Gene Ontology annotation, biological process: protein phosphorylation.